AUGUCAGCGGCGGUGAUUUUAGCCGCUGUCCUCGGCGGCGGAGUUCUACUCAUAGCAAGGAGAAUAUUUUCCAGGCGCAAAACCGUAAAGUUGCUGCAUUACCCGAUUGGAAUGAUGCGUGGAAAAACAAUCAUAGUGACCGGUGCGAACAGCGGCAUCGGGAAGGCUACUGCAGCGGAACUGCUAAAACUCCAGGCCCGUGUUAUCAUGGCCUGCCGCGACCAGCAGCGGGCAAGGGAAGCAGCAGUGGAGAUCGAGAAAAAAGCAGGUCCUGAUCACGGAGAACUUGUCAUUAAGCAGCUGGAUCUGGCUUCACUGAAGUCAGUGCACAGUUUCUGUGAGGAGAUCAUCAGGGAGGAGCCUAAGAUCGACGUGCUUAUCAACAAUGCUGGCCUGUACCAAUGCCCCUACACCAAGACAGAGGAAGGGUUUGAGAUGCAACUAGGAGUGAACCACCUGGGUCACUUUCUCCUCACAAACCUCCUUGUGGACCUCCUCAAGUGUUCUGCCCCUAGCCGUGUGGUGGUCGUCUCCUCAAAACUCUACAAGUACGGCCACAUCAACUUCGACGACCUAAACAGUGAGACGUCCUACAACAAAGCCUUCUGCUACAGCCAGAGUAAACUGGCAAACCUGCUGUUCACGCGAGAACUGGCCCAGCGCUUGGAGGGCACAGGCGUGACGGUCAACGCUCUUACUCCAGGCAUCGUGAGGACCAGGCUGGGCAGGCAUGUCCACGUGCCCUUGCUGGCCAAGCCGCUGUUCCUGCUGGUCUCCUGGCUGUUCUUCAAGAGCCCACUGGAGGGCGCUCAAACGCCUCUCUAUCUGGCCUGCUCACCUGAAGUGGAGGGAGUGACGGGGAAAUGCUUUGCCAACUGCGAGGAAGAGGAGCUGCUGCCCAAAGCCACGGACGACCAGGCCGCCAAGAGACUGUGGGAGAUCAGCGAGAGAAUGGUUGGACUGGAGAAGUGA
This is a messenger RNA of Chanos chanos (milkfish), 972 nucleotides long. It is a transcript of the gene rdh14b, whose product is annotated as retinol dehydrogenase 14b. The transcript has 2 exons. The record is from RefSeq and is a predicted model, not a curated record. Bases 1 to 972 code for a protein of 323 amino acids. NCBI's taxonomy places the organism in Eukaryota, Metazoa, Chordata, Actinopteri, Gonorynchiformes, Chanidae.